ACAUGUGGAUGAAGAAAACUUGGGAUAUUAGAAAGAAGUGGGCACAUGUAUACAUGAAGUGGUCGUUCACAACGGGAAUGCGAAGCACCCAACUUAGUGAGAGCCUAAAUGCAAAGAUAAAGAAAUUUGUGAAGUUUGAUCAUGACAUUGUUCAAUUUUUUACACAUUUUGAUAGACUUGUUAUGGAGAAGCGGGAUAACGAAAUUGAUUCUAUAUUUGAUUCUAGGGAAAAGCUACCAAAACAAAAGUUGAAAAAAUCCCCCAUGUUAAUUCAAGUUGCACAAUUUUAUACUCCUCCUCUAUUUGACUUGUUCCACGAUGAGGUUGACUUGUCCCUUUCUUGUAAAGUGAAACAACACCAUGAGUUUGAAGGAGAAUUCAAGUGUGUGAUCGGCUUGCAUGGAAAAAAGUCUUUGGAGAGCCAGUGUGGGGGAAAUAUUGAGUUUCUUGUGUCAGGUAGUGUUAAAUUGGAUGAGUUUGGGGAUAAUAUUUGUCGAGAGGUUCAUUGUACUUGUCGAAAAUUUGAGAACUUUGGAAUUCUUUGUGGUCAUGAAAUUAAAGGUCUUGAUAGAAUGAGUGUUAUGGAAAUUCCUGAAAGUUAUAUAUUACGUCGAUGGAGAUUAGACGCAAAAGCUUGUGCAUCUAAGGAUAGCAAAGUUAGCGUGGAGGAGGAUGAUCCUAAAUUGGCAAAAGCAGCGCGUUAUAGGAAUCUUUGUCCCAAAAUGGUAAAAUUGUGUGCUCGAUCGUGUGAAUUGAAAGCUGCUUAUGAGUUCGUAGCCAUCGGAGUGGAGGACAUGUGUGCCAAAGUGGAUAAAAUGUUGCUUGAGGUGGGAGACUCUAUUGAUGAGGGAAUUGACCAGUUAGAGGUGAAUGAUCCUAGGUUUCGAGGAGUCAAUGGUUUGAAGAAGAAAGCCGGAGUUAACAAACGGAAGGGUAAGCGUUUGAAACCUUGGUAUGAGAAGAAUGGAAAGAGGAAAAAACUUACUGUCACACCUACCAGUCUUUAUCAGGAUGUUCCAAUGCCCUAUAUGCCCGAAAUGAUCAAUUGCGAAUCUAAUUUGUCUUCCCAAACAUCAUUCCAUCCACAAACUUUUGAGGUGACGGGAGAUGAGACAUUCUUGCAAGAUGAUGAAUUUUUUGAGUUGAUUAGUGCUCCACAACAAUCCCGACAAAACUAGAAUGUGAAUGAAGAGGGAGAUGCAUUCGAGUUGGUUUUUGAAGAGGGAACAUGCCGUCUUUGUUGAAAAAUAUUCGACUGAAAAGUGACGAAACAUGUAUUUUUGACUAUCAAUUUGUUGGUGGUGAAAAAUGGUGUAUUUGGACAUUUUAUCCAUUUGUUGGUGGUGAAAAAUGGUGUAUUUUGACAUUUUAUCAAUUUGUUGGUGGUGAAACAUGAUGUAUUUUGACA
Messenger RNA from Rhododendron vialii, 1408 nucleotides. RefSeq names its product protein FAR1-RELATED SEQUENCE 1-like. The transcript is spliced from 3 exons. Lineage: Eukaryota; Viridiplantae; Streptophyta; Magnoliopsida; Ericales; Ericaceae. Gene Ontology annotation, molecular function: zinc ion binding. Bases 3 to 1178 code for a protein of 391 amino acids. The record is from RefSeq and is a predicted model, not a curated record. Gene Ontology annotation, biological process: regulation of DNA-templated transcription.